Perognathus longimembris pacificus (Pacific pocket mouse) is the source of this 1588-nucleotide messenger RNA. It is a transcript of the gene Cptp, whose product is annotated as ceramide-1-phosphate transfer protein. The record is from RefSeq and is a predicted model, not a curated record. Gene Ontology annotation, biological process: intermembrane lipid transfer; ceramide transport. The coding region runs from base 199 to 948 and encodes 249 amino acids. Gene Ontology annotation, cellular component: cytoplasm; membrane; cytosol. Gene Ontology annotation, molecular function: ceramide 1-phosphate binding; ceramide 1-phosphate transfer activity. NCBI's taxonomy places the organism in Eukaryota, Metazoa, Chordata, Mammalia, Rodentia, Heteromyidae. The transcript is spliced from 3 exons.
CCUGACAAGAGUGGGCUGUAAGUGAUUUGAGUACACAGUAUCCUGCCUACAUCUUGGAGACGUUGCUCUGAUGAGUGAGACUGCAGGGACUCUAGGGAACACAAAUAAGCAAGAAGUAGGAGCAACCACAGCCACUGCAAAUGGGCAGCUGCAUGGUUCCAGGUCAAGGACUGACCUGAUAACAAAGAUGGAGGGGCCAUGCCAAAUUCUAUGUGUGUGGAAUCUGCCAAGGGCAUAGCUGCUGUCUGGUUUGCGUCUAAGAACAUGUACCUUUUGGGGAGAGAGCUCAGCUCAUAUUGGAAGAUGGAAGCUUCAGAGUCGGAUUUCAACCUGAAGGUCGUCCUGGUCAGUUUUAAGCAGUGUCUGACGGAGGACGAGGAGGUACUGCUAGACCACUACAUCAACAGCUGGAAGGGACUGGUCAGGUUUCUGAACAGCCUGGGCACCAUCUUCUCAUUCAUCUCCAAGGACGUGGCCUCAAAGCUGCAGACCAUGGAGCAGCUGCGGAGUGGCCCACAGCGUGAGCACUACACUAGCCUGCAGUCCAUGGUGGCCUAUGAGGUUGGGAACAAGCUAGUGGAUCUGGACCGCCGCUCCCGCUACCCUGACUCUGGCUGCCGGACUGUGCUGCGCCUGCACCGUGCGCUGCGCUGGCUGCAGCUGUUCCUGGAAAGCCUGCGCACCAGCCCCGAGGACGCACGCACUGCGGUGCUCUGUACUGACUCCUACAACGCCUCACUGGCGGCCUACCACCCCUGGAUCGUGCGCCGGGCUGUCACCGUGGCCUUCUGCACGCUGCCCACCCGCAAGGUCUUCCUGGAAGUCAUGAACGUGGGGUCCCCCGAGCAGGCCAUAGAGAUGCUGGGUGAAGCCCUGCCCUUCAUUGAGCAUGUGUAUGACGUUUCCCAGAAGCUCUAUGCUGACAACUCCCUGCUGGACUUGCCCUAGGGACCAAUCCCGGGCCCAGUGGGCCUCCUUUGCUCAGAGCUGGGCUGGGGCAGCCUGGGGCAGCUGGGGCCCUUCCAGCGCACAGCAGGGCUUGUUGAGAACCGCAGGCUCUGGCAGGAAAGGGGGUGGGCCCUGGAUCAGGAUGGGCACAGGCUGGCUGUCCUCCUGGUCCUGGACACAGUGCCUGAGCUCAGCUUCCACCUCAGCCUAUACACACGUAUUCAGCCAGGCUUCCCUGAGGUGGGGGACGUGGAGGCAGGAAUAACCCAGGACGUUGGCCAUACCACUCGAGUGUGGAACCCCUGAAGUGGUGUGAAGCCACAGACUCCUGGCACCACCAGGCUCCAUCUUCCCUUCAACCAAAGUGCUCUGCCCGUGUAUCUCCCUGUGCCCAUCCCAGGCCUGGGACACAGCAUUUGUGCACAUGGACAGCCCUAGGCCCCUCCAUACCACUAUACCCCCAGAAGGGUGAGCAUCCUUGGGUGCUGGGGGCCUUCUGCUUGCCUUUCAGCUACCUCCUUUCUACAUGCUGAGCAGACGGGGGGGGGGGGGGGUCCCUUGUGUACCUGGCAGUAGCAACUAGGAGCUAAAGCCUUGACCGUGGCCUUUUCUAGAAGGUCCCAAGAAGGCCCUGCACAGG